Messenger RNA from Pezoporus occidentalis (night parrot), 3556 nucleotides. RefSeq names its product multiple epidermal growth factor-like domains protein 6. The coding region runs from base 2483 to 2989 and encodes 168 amino acids. Lineage: Eukaryota; Metazoa; Chordata; Aves; Psittaciformes; Psittacidae. The record is from RefSeq and is a predicted model, not a curated record. Gene Ontology annotation, molecular function: protein binding. The transcript is spliced from 7 exons.
CCCCACCGCAUCCUGCAGCCCAGAGCGCUGGGGAUGGAGGGCAGGCUGGCAUCUGCCCUGCGGUCCCCGGCGUUACUGAAGGUGCUAUCCCUCUUCAUGCUCUGUCUGAGCGCUUCCCAGGGCUGCUUUACCCGGAGGCAGGGGGGACGUCCUCCGCAGCGCUGAGAUGUGGUACCCAAUUGGGAACGCACUAAAUUGACUUCAGGGGCGCUGGGGUUGCAGAUACCCACCUUUCACACGUGCUACAAGAGGUCUCUGUUGGGCUCGCUGCAGCCCGUGCUCACAGGAGCCUGUUUACAUGGGGAGCGUCGCGGCUUUCUUUAAGAGCGUCCUCUUCUCCCUGCAGACCCAGGGGAUGGGCGGUCAUGGCCCAGGGAAUGGUGGUGGCCCAGGGGAUGGAUGGUGGUGGCCGAGGGAUGGCCACAGCCCGAGGGGUGACCACGCCACUGCCCCUUGCAGCCAGACCAGCCCGGACCCUCCUGGUACCGCAUUCACCAAGGCCGGACCCAGAGCGAGGACGGCCGAGUGCGAAGAAGCCUCUUGGGUCACAGAAGUGCGUGCUGGAAGUCCCUGGGAGCAGUCCUGGCGUUCCCUGCUGUAAGAGGAGUCCUGACGUUUAACGUCCGGACAGGAAAGCGGAGGCCUGAAUUUAUUGUACCCCGGAGCUCUCCCCAUCGUUAUAAAACAUCUUGAUGGAGCUGCCUUUCUUCUCCAGGAAGAAUGAACGGUGUUGUCUUCCCAUCUGCUCUGCUUGGCAGAUACUUCACUUUAAGUGGAAGCAUGAGCCCCUCUUACCCACGCUUUGCUCUGACCCAGGGGAUGUGUGCAAGUCCUGUGACUUGGGAAGGGUUGAGGUGCAAAAAGGAGCUGCCUGCUUCCUUCUGUGAGCUGCCAGCUCUUGGGCCCGGCUCCUUGGUGGCAUUAAGUCCUGAUGGAAUGGUGGCAAAAUACGUGUGUGGUGUGGGCACUGCAACACCCAGACCUUCCCCUCCUGCUCUCACAGGGUCUGUAUGUGCCAUAGAUCAGGUCUGCAGCUGCACUGAUUCCCCCUCACCCUGGGGAGAGGUUGCUGCAUGUUCUUGAGGUGGGAGAGCUGUAGUGCAGCAUCCCUGCUCUGCUCUGCUCUUCCCCAUCCUGCUGUCCCGGCUGCCAUGCACCCGUCCAUCCCUCCGUCCAGGACACAAGGAAGGAAGGAUGGCAGGAGCCCUCUGCCAGGCCGGGCAGCUGAUGCCCAUGGCAGCUCUCUGGAAGAGGAAACUGCAGUGAACCAGCUCAGCGCUGGGCUUGGCACUUCUCCUCCUGUUCUCUACUUCACAGGGGCCAGUGGGCUGUCACCCAGCUCCAGCAACAUCCUUACCAGUGCCUCUGCUUGUGCUGUUUCCUUAUGGAGCAGGGAAUUUGCUGGGGAAAAGGCAGGCAGGAAUCUCACCUCGUUCCCCAAGUCCCUCUUUGCCUGGUGCAUUCCCCACCACCCCAAGAGCUGGCUGUUAACAGCACUAAGCGCAGGUCGGAUGUGUCCUUGGCUGGUUCAUGGCCUUUAUUCCUUGGGGACUGAUCCUUUUUGUUACCUGCUGGAGCACAGAGGAGAAGAUUCAGCCUCUGGGGGUUAUUCUUGGAGCUGCUGGACAAGGGGGUUGGGGUGGUGUGCGCGGCGUUGGCCUUAGGCAGUGCAAAGAGCUGCCUUGGAGAAACCAGCCCGAAUCACGCUGCUACUGUUCCGCAGGGUCUCCCCCUCCUCUCCGGGGUUGGACACGGCCGGUGGGAGGGAUUUGUGGCUGUCAGCAAGAGGAGAAACAAGAGAGCAUGUGAGGGAGCAGAGGGGAAGGCAGGAGGGAAGUUCAGUUACUGCCUUGGAAAGCAGGGAAGCUGCUCUCCGUGUGUGCGGGACUCCAUCCCCUCUCCGGAGGAAGGUGGGAGCUGUGGCAGCAGCAGAGGAUGGCUCCAUGGAUGCAGAUGGGGUAAAGGAGCUCUCUGCCUGCUCUGGGAGCUGGAAUGCUCCAUGCACAGGAGAGUCUUUUCUCUUCCCGGGUGCUGACUUUCACAUUGCCUUGUGAAGCGGAUCACAACUCCAAACCGGCUCCAGACCCACAUGAGGCUUCGCUGCUGGAGGGAGCCCGGGUCCUGUGAGCCACCGGCUCUUUGGGCUCUGUCAAGAAGCAAAUGCCAGAAGGAAAAGUCACUUCUGUGCCCUUCCCUGCGAGCAGAUGAGCAUCGGAAGACAGGUCUGGCUUGGGGGACAUCCCGGUGACAGCCUGUGCUGUAAUCACUUCCCAUGGACCCAGGGAACUUGCUGAGCUGACCGGUGCAGGAGCAAGCAUCCAGGAAUGAUGAACAUGCCCUCCCUGUGCAAGAACUCCCAUGUGCUCCUAUAGCAUUCCCUUUAGAAGAGGAGCACACCAAUGAGCUGGGAGCAGGAGUGUCCUCUGAGGAACAGGAGAGAGGGCUCCGAGGUUUUCCAGGCAUUGGAAGCACUGUGGGUGCGAUGGGGUCUCAUGCAGCAGCACUGGUGUUCAUCCUGGCCCUGCGAGUGUCCUCUCUUGCUUCUGGGAGCAAGCUCCAGCCCCAUAUGCCGAACGUCUGCGCGGAGCCGGAGGUGCUCAUCGUGGGGCAGCGGCAGCCGCGUGUCCAGGCCUUCACCCGCAGCGUCCACGUGUGGAAGCCGGACUGCGGCGCCCGGCGGCGGUGCGCGGGCUACGAGCGCAGAACUGGCUAUUACACGGGCUACAGGCAGGUCUACAAGGUGAUGUACCAGACCACGUACAAGUGCUGUCCAGGGUGGUCCCAGCUUGGAGGCGAUGCCGGCUGUCUCUACCCUGCCUGUGGUUACGGGGUUUGUUUCAAUGGUGGGAACUGCGCAGAGGGAUCAUCACAGCUCUGCCAUUGCUCCUCUGGCUUCCAAGGACCCCGCUGUCAGUACGCUAAUAAACCCUCAGUUGAAUCUGGAAGCCCUCCACUCAACCCCAGAGCAGCAGGCGGCCCCGCAUGGUGAUGCCAAGAAGUCCCACCAAACUCCAUUCUCCUCCAUGGACCGUCUCUCACAGGCUAGACACUGGGGCUGCUGGCCUUUAGCUGCUCUCUGAAGUAACAUCGUGUUGGUUUGCUUUCCCUUGAUGCUGGACCCCGAGCUGAAAAGCCUGUCAUUUAGGAUACUGUCAUUGCUGUUGAGUUUUGCCUUGCACAUCACUGUGCAUGUCAUUGGCCGGCCGGCUCAAUUCUGGGUGCACACAGGCCGUGGCUAUUGGUAGCUUUGCAGUGGAUGUGUCUCACCCUACUAUGUGCAUCUCCCUUGCUCGGGUGCCUUCAUCCAGGCUUCACAAAGAGGUCUUGUAGGUGGCAGUGAUUUAACUCUUACCGCACUGAUUUGAGGUGGGACCCCACUGCAAAUAGUACAAAUGAACAGUGACAACAAAGACGUAGAAACCCCCAUAUUUGCCAAUUAAAAUAGGGAUCCUUUUUCUUUAGAGAUUUAAGGGCUUGCUUAAAGGCUGGCUAGAUCACUACCAGAGCUCCAAAGCAGUUGUUUCGAAUCCACGAUAAUGGAAGUCAGUCAUGCUGA